This is a messenger RNA of Mercenaria mercenaria, 1716 nucleotides long. RefSeq names its product protein PIF-like. NCBI's taxonomy places the organism in Eukaryota, Metazoa, Mollusca, Bivalvia, Venerida, Veneridae. Bases 117 to 1646 code for a protein of 509 amino acids. The transcript has 3 exons. The record is from RefSeq and is a predicted model, not a curated record.
ACGUACAACAUCACGGUGACGUACAACGUCAGGAACGUCAUCGUUUUAGACGUCAGAGUCAUAGUUACCUGAAAAGCGUGAAAACAGUCAGGAGGAAUUUUGAUAAAUUAAUUAAAAUGGAAACAAGAGAUCAGUGGUACAAGCCAAAUUUAUUAUACAACAUCCAUUACAGACCACCUAAAAACCCAGAACCACUUGAAAAGUCGGAUCAACCCAAAAGACCAAGUCAACCCAAGAUGGUUGUAGAUACAAUCCGUUUCAAUCCUAGCAUUUGUACAUGCGGAGAACAUGGAUGCCAGCCCCACUACAGGAUGGAGAGGAGAGUUCAAUGGAUAAAUGAAGAAGUUAACACUGGCUCAGAAGAACAGAAUGGCGUAGAAAAAAAGAAUGAAAGCGAAGGUAAAUGCGAUGACAAAAAUUGUGGUAACGAAGGCGAUGGUAUAUGUAAUGGCAGAGCUGAUGAUGACGAAGGCGACGGCAGAUAUAAUGUCAGAGUUAAUGGUGACGAAGGCGACGGUAGAUGUGACGGCAAAGUUGGUGGUAACAAAGGCGAUGGUAGAUAUGACGGCCGAGUUGAUGAUGAUGGAGGCGAUGGUAGAGUUGAUGGCAAAUGUGAUGGUGACGAAGGCGAUGGUAGAUGUGAUGGUAGAGUGGAUGGUGACGAAGGUGAUGGUAAAAGUGAUGAUGAUAGAUUUUACGGCAGAGUUGGUGGUAAAGAAGGCGAUGGCAGAUAUAACGGCAGAGUUGAUGAUGACGGAGGUGAUGGUAGAGUUGAUGAUCACGGUGACGAAGACGAUGGUAAAAGUGAUGGCAGAGUUUAUGGUGACGAGGGCGAUGGUAGAUAUGACGGCCGAGUUGAUGAUGAUCGAGGCGAUGGUAGAGUUGAUGGCAAAUGUGAUGGUGUCGAAGGCGAUGGUAAAUGUGAUGGUAGAGUGGAUGGUGACGAAGGCGAUAGAAAAUAUGGUGGCAGAGUUGAUGGUGACGAAGGCGAUGGUAAAAGUGAUGGUAGAGUGGAUGGUGACGACGAUGAUGGUAGAUGUGGCGGCAGAUUUGGUGGUAAAGAAUGCGAUGGUAGAUAUGACGGCAGAGUUGGUGAUGACGGAGGCGAUGGUAGAGCUGAUGACAAAGUUGAUGGUGACGAAAGCGAUGGUAAAUGUGAUGGUAAGGCUGAUAAUGACGAAAAUUAUGGUAAAAGUGAUAGUAAAGCGGAUGGUGACAAAGGCGAUGGUAUAUGUGAUGGCAGAGUCGAUGGUUACGACAACGACCGUAGAUGUGAUGGCAAAGUUGAUAAGAACAAAAGCAAAGGAAGAUGUGAUUGCAGAGUUAAUAGCGGUGAUUGCGAUAGUAGGAUUGAUGUUGACGAUCAUGAUAGAUUUGGUGGAUACGUUGGUGGACGAGAAGACGUAUGCAGCUACGAUGGCGGACUUCAUGCUGGUGAAGCUGAUGGCAGAUCUGUUGACAUGGGUGAUUCUGAAAGCUGUGACGAUAAUAACGGUGCAAGGUCCGAUAUCCAUAUGUCUGGUACCAAUAUUCUUUGGAAAGAAGAUACAGAAGAAAUCGCACCAGCGUUCGGAAUAAUGUCUAUCUAUUGCAACAGUGAACUACAAAGUUGGGGAAGAGAUCAAGGCGAGGCUGACUGGGGAUAAGAGUUUGUAUUCAGCCAGCUUUGUGAUUUUUUUUUUAUCUUUUGCAAUAAAAUCAAAUUUUAUCCUUCAA